GUACAUAAAAACAUAAGAAGUGUGAACCAGCCAUAACAAUGUUACAACAUUGUACGCAAACUCAAUUAAGUCUUCCGGAGUUGAAAGUGGUAGAGAGCUGUUGUCGGUAAUUCAAACAGCAUUUAAUCAACAUGAAGUUCAAUAAAUUAGUAUCAUCCUCAAGGAGUAAAAAUCGUAAACGGCAUUUUACAGCACCGUCACAUAUUCGACGAGUGCUUAUGUCAGCUCCUUUAUCCAAAGAGCUCAAACAAAAAUACAAUGUUAGAUCGAUGCCAAUCAGGAAAGAUGAUGAAGUACAGGUUGUACGCGGUCAUUACAAAGGUCAACAAGUUGGUAAAGUUGUCCAAGUAUAUAGAAAGAAAUUCGUAAUUUAUAUCGAAAGAAUACAACGUGAAAAGGCAAACGGAGCUAGUGUAUAUGUUGGUAUCCACCCCUCAAAGUGCGUUAUUGUAAAAUUGAAAAUGGACAAAGAUAGAAAGAAAAUCAUUGACCGAAGAGCUAAAGGCCGUGCUGCAGCACUUGGUAAAGACAAAGGCAAAUACACUGAAGAAAGUGCUGCCGCCGCAGUCGAAACUUCAUAGAUUUAAGAAUAUUCCUUUGUUGUCAUUUACGCCACCAUUUUUUGUAGUGUAUUUGUCAACAAUAAAAAUAAAAAAUAUUUAAAAAUCUA
This is a messenger RNA of Chrysoperla carnea, 670 nucleotides long. It is a transcript of the gene RpL26, whose product is annotated as 60S ribosomal protein L26. NCBI's taxonomy places the organism in Eukaryota, Metazoa, Arthropoda, Insecta, Neuroptera, Chrysopidae. Gene Ontology annotation, molecular function: structural constituent of ribosome; RNA binding. The record is from RefSeq and is a predicted model, not a curated record. The transcript has 4 exons. Gene Ontology annotation, cellular component: ribosome; cytosolic large ribosomal subunit. The coding region runs from base 132 to 581 and encodes 149 amino acids. Gene Ontology annotation, biological process: ribosomal large subunit biogenesis; cytoplasmic translation.